Messenger RNA from Acanthamoeba castellanii str. Neff, 3042 nucleotides. RefSeq names its product GRAM domain containing protein. Gene Ontology annotation, biological process: intracellular sterol transport. Gene Ontology annotation, cellular component: endoplasmic reticulum-plasma membrane contact site; plasma membrane; endoplasmic reticulum membrane. NCBI's taxonomy places the organism in Eukaryota, Discosea, Longamoebia, Acanthamoebidae. Gene Ontology annotation, molecular function: sterol transfer activity; sterol binding. The coding region runs from base 1 to 3042 and encodes 1013 amino acids. The transcript is spliced from 15 exons. The record is from RefSeq and is a predicted model, not a curated record.
AUGCAGGCCACGCUAAGGCGAAGCCAAGGAUCGGUGUCUCGGGCGCCCACAGGGUCUGCAGCCCGUAACAAGCGGCAGGACGAAUUCAACCAAAUAUUCGAACUCACACACGAGGAGCUCCUCGAAGAUUUCUCAUGCGCCUACCAGAGCGACAAGCUGCUGUAUCAUGGCCGCAUGUACGUCUCGCGCAACUACGUCUGCUUUCACUCCCAGAUAUUCAAGAAGACCAUCAAAAUCCUGGAGUUCAAGGACAUCCAAGACGUACAGAAGAAGAACACGGCCAUCGUGUUCCCUAACGCUCUCGAGUUGACCGCCAAGAACCGAAAGUUUUUGUUUGCGUCCUUCCUCUACCGAGACCAGGCCUACAAGUUGCUGGCCGACCUGUGGGAAGAGUCGAAACGGAACCGGGUCUUCAAGUCUUUGGCAGUUAAGGAAGCCCGCAAGAAGCACGAAGAAGACGCCGCUCGCGAAGCCAGUUUCGAAGCUGUAUCCGAAGCCUCCACCGAAGAUGAAGACCAGGAGGAGAGCGAGGAAGAGGGUAGCUCCAGCGAGGGAGAAGCGACCGAUGACGCAGCGCCCCCUAUCCUGCCACGCUCCGCCCCUACUCCAGUAGUGAUGACUUCUUCUCCCUACGCCUCGGCCGAAAGCGUCUCCCUCGCCCCGCCUGACGAUGGUGCGCCCAGCGCCAAGUCGGUCUCUCCUCCCUCCGCCACCUCUUCCACCUCUUCCACCCAACCCUCCCCCCCAAGCAACUCGGCACUGCGCAAUCUGUCGGCCAACAUCUCGCACAACGUCAACGGUUGGGUUAAUUCGGUGGGGUGGCCCAUCAACAAGCUCCGUGCGGACGAUGGGUCAGGCGAGAACCCCGAAGCGGAGCUAAAGAAGGACAUCGAGUUGAAGGACUUCGCUAGUGAUAGCGAGGAUGCGGCUAACAAGCCCGAUGAAGAGGGCGGCCACCCCUCCUCACUCGAGGAACAACGCGAGCCGAGCCUCAAGGACCCCGAACACUCCACGUCGCCGAUGAGUGCCGCCACCGCCACUACCGCCACCGAGGGUGGCGCCGCCAAGUCGGACACCAAAGCCUCGGACGAAGGCGGCGACCGAGAACCAGCCGCAGCGGCGCAAAAGAGCGAUGACGCCCAAAACAAGGAAAAGGCAGAGGGCGGGGAUCAGGGCGAGGAGAAAGCCGAACGCGGCAGCGGCAGCCGAAGAAAGAGAAGAGAAGACAAGGAAAAGGCGGAUGAAGGAAAGCCACCAGAGGCGCCGCCGGUUGUCGCCCAGACGGCAGUACCUGUGCUAGAGACGUGUUCCCAUAUUUCGGCCGGGUGGACCGCGGGUCAGUCUAUGGUCAACGUGCUCUUGCCCGUCGCGGUCGGGGACAUGUUCUACACCUUCUUUGACGACAAGAACCCCGACGUGCCCGUCUUUUGGAACGAGCUGCACACCCAGGAGCCCCUCAGCUAUACGGAGGUGAGCAUGGGCCAAUGGAGCCCGCAAGCCGAGAACUGCUGCCUACGCCGUAGCGUCGGGUUCCGCGUUGCCCUCAAGCAUCCACUAGGCCCGAAGAGCACCCGAGUCCAGCAGGAACAGCGUAUCCACUACAUGAACAAAGACACCCUGGUGAUGGAAACAACGUCGGCUUCCCUUGAUGUGCCCUACGGAGAUACGUUCUCGACCGACACGCGCUGGGUGAUGAGCGCCGCCACCGGUCCCGGUGGGAAGCCGGCCACCCGCGUUACCGUCAACGUUGACAUCAAGUUCACCAAGUCGGUCUGGAUCAAGGGUGUUAUCCAAAGCAGUGCCGUGGAUGGGGUCAGCACCUACUUCCCAGCCUGGGCCGAAAAGGCCCAGCGUCUGCUCGCCCGUAAGGCCCGCGCUGUCGCGGCCGCCACCCCCGCUUCCCCCACCGCCAAGCGUACUCCGCGAAAGGGCGCCUCCACCCGGAGUUCGAAGCGAACGGCGGCUACGCCCGGCGGCGAGACGCCUUCGAAGCUUCGCAAGUCCCGGCGGCGCGCAGCAGACGAGGAGAAGGAGGGUCCCCCAGCUCUGGCCUCCGUCUCGGGUUCGGCUCUGGGGGAGGAAGACGGGGCCGUCUCCCCCGGCACCUUCGACACGGGCUUCACCUCGCUGCCCUCCUCUCCGCGGGAGGAGGAGUCGAUGCUGGAGUCCCUCAUCCACAUGGCCUUCCCCAACCUGCCCAUCCCGCGCCUCCCCUUCUCCCUCAGCACCGUGGCCGGCGCGGUGCUCCUCCUCGCGCUCGUCUUCUUCCUCCUCCCGCCGCUCUUCUCGCUCCCCUCGCUCUCCGGCCGCGUGGCCUCCCUCGAGAAAGAUCUCUACGCCAUGCGACGAGUCAACGCCCACCUCAAGGAUCGCGUCCUCUUCAUGCAGCUCGCCCUCUCCGCUCUCACGCCCCCCGCCGACGCUGACCCCACGGGGCCGACAGCUGGUGUUGGGGGACCACCUGCGCACGACGCCCUGCCCGAGCUGUGGCGAUACUGGAAGCUUCAUCGCCUGCUCCGUGCGCGGGUGGAGGGCCUGAUCGGCCAGCUCCGCGGCGUGCACACCGUUCUCGGCGACCUCCACGACCACCUCGGCAACACCAUCCAGCCCUCGCCCGCUGCCUCCACCACCACCGCUCCUCCGGCCGGCGACUACAUCACCGAGGAGUUCCUCGUCAAGCUGACCCACGCCCUCGACGAAGCCGCCGCCGGCGAUGAUGAUGGCCUCGAGUGGGACCUGGAAGACGAGGCGACAGGGCAGGGCGGCGGCUUCUGGAGUUGGGUGUGGGCCCUCUUCAAGCUGUUCUUCGUGUGGCUGCCGCUGGCGGCGGUGUCGGUCGCCAUGCUGGCCAACACGCUGGGCCUCCUGCCGCCCGUGCUGCCGUUCCCGCUGCCCCUGGAGAACGCGCUGCGGCCCUACGUCCAGGCCUUCCUGCCCCUCCCGCCGGCCUUCAACGACACAACCGCCCCCGCCGUCGUCGCUGCCUCUUCUUCCUCUUCUUCUUCUUCUUCUUUCCCCGCCGACAAGCUCCACCAGGCUUGA